UGUGUAAUGUUUAUUUUUGGGGCUGUAGUUUGCAGCGGCAUACAAGUGAGCAGGAUCAUACUGAGAUAGUCCCAACUGUUAUGACACAGUACAUCCACAACAUGUUGUAAUGUUAAGGCUGAUCAUGAAAAGUAUUUUUUUGUACAGUGCAUUUUUCUUCCAAAGUUUCUAAUGUUUUUUUCAAAUUGACAUUAAGUCUCGCAGUGUUUUCAAGAAAGUGUUUGAUAGUGGAAUGAAUUUAAUAACUAACAUGUUGAUGACGUCACUGGAUAGCUGUGUCACGCCUGCCGUGGGGGAGUCAUGUUUUUUUUUUUUUUUGUGACCCUGGACAAAUAUUUGGGGACCCUUUUGAGAGUUGCGGUGAAAUCAUGUUCCGUGCAUUGAAAUAUUCCACCCGUGCGUGAACGCGGUCGGGUCGUCGGGGAAGUGGACUUUUCGCCACCAGCUAGCAAGCCGUGUUGGUCCUGUUGUUGAGUGAGUGGAAGAAGCCGAACUCGCCCGCAGCAGCAGCAGCGAGCAGCAAGCAGCGAGCAGCGAGCACAGCCCACGUAGUCGCGCGACACUCAGCAACAACAAUGGCCAAGCGUAGUCUGUGGCGGUAGGAGCUCUGUCUCGCUCUCUCGACGGAGUCCUCCCUCCCCGAUUUCACGCGAUUCUUGUGGGAUUUGUUUUCACACCGCGGUAGCGUUUAAAAAAAAAUCGAAACGGGCAGAUUCACCUCGGUGCUUUUUUUGGGGGGGGUUUUGUUUUUGUUUCGAACCAUCUCGCAAUGUUCGAGGCGAGCCCACACGGAGGGUGCGAGUGUGUCCCCGCCGCCGCCGCCGCCGCCGCUGCUUCUUGUCGGCCGCUGGCUUGCAGCUACUAACCUAGCUGCUUUUCACACGGCGCUUAGCUAACGUUUUUUUUUUUAGCACCCCCACCCCAGUGAUUUUUAACAACGCGCCAAUGUUUUAGGUUAUUAGCGUGAACUGUUUUUAUGACAACAACAGUUCCCAACGAACUACUAUUCGUCAAAGAAGCCCGUUUGUAUGUUUGUCGCGGAAACUAGUUUGCGGGCUAGCUAACAGGCUAGCUAUUUGUGUGCGUGCGCGUGUGUGUGUGCGUGUAUUCGCGUAAGGAAGGAAAACGCCGAGUUUCCUUUUUUUUUUUUUUUUUUUUUUUUUUUGGGGGGGGAAACAAAAGUAUGGAUGAGCAGACCAGGAUGCUGACGGGUCUCACCGGACUUGGCGGACUACAGCCGGGCGACGUGGGGGACCCGGACUCGGUUCGAAAACAGCAAUCCCUCGGCCAGCCCCAACAAGACAUCGGGGAUAUCCUCCAGCAAAUAAUGGCCAUCACCGACGAGAGUCUGGACGAAGCACAGGCCAGAUGCUGGCCAGAAGAUUCGCCGGCGCAUUGGGGUGGAUCAGACGACCCCACAGAGGGAGGGAGAGCAGGGGGGGGCACAGCAGGGGGUGGCCUGCCAGUCAACUUCCAGUACAGGAAGCAUGCCCUUAACUGUCACAGAAUGAAGCCAGCCCUGUUCAGUGUUCUCUGUGAGAUCAAAGAGAAGACAGUGCUGAGUAUACGAGGCGUGCAGGAGGAAGACCCCCCAGAUCCGCAAAUCAUGCGUCUGGACAACAUGCUUUUGGCGGAGGGCGUCUCCGGGCCGGAGAAAGGCGGCGGGUCGGCCGCGGCGGCCGCGGCUGCAGCGGCGGCGGGCGGCUCGCCCACCGACAGCAGCAUUGAACACUCCGACUACAGAGCCAAGCUGGCUCAGAUUCGCCAGAUAUACCACUCCGAGCUGGAGAAAUAUGAACAGGCAUGCAGCGAGUUCACCAACCAUGUAAUGAACCUGCUGAGAGAGCAGUCUCGAACACGGCCCAUCUCGCCCAAGGAGAUCGAGCGCAUGGUGGCCAUCAUCCACCGCAAGUUCAGCUCCAUCCAGAUGCAGCUCAAGCAGAGCACCUGCGAGGCCGUCAUGAUCCUGCGCUCGCGCUUCCUUGACGCCAGACGCAAGAGGCGCAACUUCAACAAGCAGGCGACAGAGGUGCUCAACGAGUAUUUCUACUCCCACCUGUCUAACCCUUACCCGAGCGAGGAGGCAAAGGAGGAGCUUGCCAAAAAGUGUGGGAUCACGGUGUCUCAGGUCUCUAAUUGGUUCGGCAACAAGAGAAUACGUUACAAGAAGAACAUUGGCAAGUUCCAGGAGGAAGCCAACCUCUACGCAGUCAAGACAGCGGUGGACGCCGCCAACGUGUCGGCGCAAGCUAGCCAGGCCAACUCACCGGCGACGCCCAACUCAGGUGGAUACCCUGCACCGUGCUACACACCUGACGGGCGGCUAUGAGGAGCUGUCGGGCGGCGGCCUCUACACCCCUCAUCGCCUGGAUGCUAACAGCUGGCAGGACCCAACCAACCCCCCCUCCGUCACCUCCCCUUCCGCAGCUCCCGGCAGCGUCCACUCCGACACCUCCAACUGAUCCGAGCGGCCUCCGCCUUCCACCGCCUCGCCAUUUUCACCAGGGGGGAGGGGGCGGCCUCGGGUGUGUGUGGGGGGGUGGGGGGGUGCCCUCUCCCGCCGCCAUCUCGGACUCAACGGGAUCACGUCAUGAACACAUCACACUGUGCUGGAACACAGGACAGCAACGCAACCCUGGACUUCACCCCCCCCCCCCCCCCAAUUGUGAAUAUGCACGUUAUCUUCACACACAAACACACACACACGCACGCUCUUCCCCUCCGGCUACCGUUCGAUCGGUCGCUUGCUCGUGCGACCCGACUGGCGCCCACCAAAGCGGCGCCCGACUCGUCAUCAUCACCAUUAUCAUCGUCGCGUCACCCCGUUAGCAUCUUAUGAGCGUGGCUAACCAGUUAGCAGGCAAAGAAGGAGAAGAAACGUGGAUGGAACUAAUUGUCCUUUUUUUUAGGGGGGUGGGUGGGGUCACUACAGUUAUUUCUUUUCCCCCCCAUUGGCUCGUUUUUCUGAUUGUCGCCCAUUUUGCGUGUCUUUCUUUUUCUUUCGUUUUAUUUGUAAGAACGCACCAGCCGCCACCAAAAAUCCACACACACACGCUGCCAACAACGCAUCGGAGAGGGCGAGCGAGGGUGGGGGGUGAGGGGGGGGGUUCCGCUCACGACGGCGAGGGCGACCACCGCGAAUCUUCUAUGCAUGUUAGGACUCGUUCUAGACGUGUGUUCUCGUGGCCCCCCCCCCACCCCAGCCCCACUUCUCACUUUUUAGCUUGGUUUUUAAUUAAGAAAAAUGGAGAGAAAAAAACUAUCAAAGGGUAUAAAUAUUACAGUCAGACCAAAAAAUAGCAAACAAAAAAAAAGACACGAGCGUCACGCGUCGCUCACGGUUGUGUGCGUCGUCAUGGCGACGCGCACGACUUACUUUCUGUUGUACCAAAACCAAAAAUCCCACAGUCAGUAAUAUGAUGAUGAAAUCCACUAUUUUUCUGUGUCUUGCUAUGUUUUUUUUUUGGGGGGGGGGGGAGAGGGAGGUAGAAACAUAUUUUCAUUUUUCAAUGUUUACAAAUAUCUUCCCCCCGGCCAAUCAGAUGAGGGCUCCUCUGUCUCACUUUCCUUUUGGCCUAGUCACCAAAAAAAAAAAAAAAAAAAAAAUCAACAAAAAACUGAACGACUGCUCUCCGGAACAACUUUUGAGCUAUUUUUUUAACACGACUUUUAAUGUUCGAGUUAGGUCGUCGCCUUAUGAAAAUGGAAAGUAACUCAUGAUGAAACUCAGAUUAACUCAUUCACUUCCAGCCGACUUCAAACGUCGCCCGCAUUGCCAACAUUUCUCGAGCAUUUUGAAUCGCUGUGAAUAUUGUGACAAAAUAUUGGAGCGAACCUACCGAAGGAUUCUAACCUUUUUUUUUUGAUGGGGUUUUGACGUCGUUUCUACCUAAGAACUUGGGUUGGUUUCAUCAAAAGCUGAGAAAAGAACCUUUUUGGAACAAGUAAUCCAUCCGUGUGUCUUAAGAGCCGCUUAUCCUCACAAGGGUUCGCGGAAGUACCGGAGUGGAUCCCGGUUGUGAUCGGGCAGGAGGCGGGGUACACCCGGAACUGGUCGCCAGCCAAUCACAGGGCACAUUGAGACAAACAGUCACACAAUCACACCUUGGGGCAAUUUAGUGCCCAGUUAAUGUUGUGUGUUUUUGGGGAUGUGGGAGGAAACCCACGCAUGCACGGGGAGAACAUGCAAACUCCACAUGGGGGGUGGGCAGGAUUUGAACCCCGGUCCUCAUGACUGCAAGGCCAACGCUCUAACCCAGUUCCCCGGAACAAGCAAUGUCAGGCAGAAUUCAAAUCCAAAGCAACGCAACAGUGCCCCCUACUGGCGUUUGUAUUUUGGACAGUGGCGAUCAACUGUUUGAUUUCAUUUGACGAUUAUAAUCGUCCAGGGCAGUGAAUGAGUUAAAAAAAAAAAAAAAGAAUAAAAUAGCAUAAAUGACUGAUGUGAUAUCUCGACAUGUAAUUACUUAUUUCUAAAACACCAAAAUGUCAUUAAGCCCCUCCCCGCCUCCCCCUCCUCUUUUUUUUUCUACCUGUGUAAUGGAUGUCACUGUACAGUUUGUGUAAUAUUUCAUUUUUUUUCCACUUUUGACAGCUCAAAUGCAACUUUUUAUUUGGCCCGUUUUGUCACCCCCCCCCCCCACCCCAAUGUAACUCUUCUCUCACACUCGCAGGACUCGCGAUAUUAACUCUUGUCAACAUUAUUAUUAUUUUUUUUCAAUUUUUGUUAUUAUUUAGGCUUAUUGUUACAUAACCGAGUGGAAAUCUGGGGUUUUACUGCUCGGGGCAUUUGCUGCUGUGGAAAAAAUGAUGCUUCUGUGUUGAAGAAAGUGAUGGGGGCGGGGGGGCCUCCACAGAUGCAAAUGCCCCCCCCCUAAAAAUCCCUUUUGAUUCUUUUUUUUUUUUUUUCUCUUAGUAUAUUUGUAUCGCCUCUCUCUCUCUAUUUCUCUGUCUUUCUCUCCCUUGUAUUUAUCCCUCUCUACCUCUGUCUUUCCAUCUCUGUUGUAUAUAAUAAGCCCCCAAAUGUCCCCCCCCCCCAAACCCACCGCUGUUUUCAGACCCGCGCGUCUGUCUGAACUCCUUUUAUACCUCAACUUUAGAAUUGUUCUAGAAAGAAAGUUAAAAACAAAGGAAGAAUGACAAAAUGUAGUGUUCUUAUUAGAAACUUAAUAAAUACACAAAAAAAAUGUAGUGUGAUUAUUAUUUUUUUUUCUUCUUCCUUCCUUUUCUUCUACCAGUAUUUGAUUUGAGAUUUUAGGAGUGUUUGAUUUUUUUUUCUUCCUUUUUUUAAGUUGUCACAAAAAUGCUCUUGUGAUAGUCAAAUGUAAUAAAAAGGAGAGAUUGCACCAUC
Messenger RNA from Syngnathoides biaculeatus (alligator pipefish), 5350 nucleotides. RefSeq names its product pre-B-cell leukemia transcription factor 4 (gene pbx4). Gene Ontology annotation, biological process: eye development; regulation of transcription by RNA polymerase II; animal organ morphogenesis. The record is from RefSeq and is a predicted model, not a curated record. The coding region runs from base 1184 to 2329 and encodes 381 amino acids. Gene Ontology annotation, molecular function: RNA polymerase II cis-regulatory region sequence-specific DNA binding; DNA-binding transcription factor activity, RNA polymerase II-specific. The transcript is spliced from 9 exons. NCBI's taxonomy places the organism in Eukaryota, Metazoa, Chordata, Actinopteri, Syngnathiformes, Syngnathidae. Gene Ontology annotation, cellular component: nucleus.